AUGGCGCCGUAUCCCGAACGCAGUCUUUACACGCAUAUUUAUGCGAGUAAAUUGGCUCUUGAUGUUGAAAAUCGUCGACUCUAUUACAUUGAAUAUAUGCAGAAAGAAAUUUCUUUUGUGAACAUCGAUAACAGUCAACGUUCGAUUGUCAAGUAUUUUUAUGGAGUAGAGUCUCCGAUUGAAAAUAUCCAAGUCUAUCCUUUGUCAAGAUCACUUUACUUGAUGGACAGGUUUCAGUUGAUUCUACAAUACUAUGACAAUAAAACAGAGACGAAAAUACCUGGCUUCAAAAGAGGAUGCGACGCUUUUUCUAUUGAUCAUGCAUAUCAGAGACUGUUGUGGAUUGUUGUGAGCAGACAAACCUUAGUUUGGACUGGCUUGAUGGGCGAAGAUCCAAUCGAAGUAAAGAUGUCAGAAGCCAAGCUUAAUAAACCUCAGACUUACAGCUGGAAUAACAGAAUUUACAUAACAGACCAUACAACUAACUAUCUCCAGAUUUACAACUGCAGCGGUGAAUUAAUGGAAAGGUUGAAUUCUACCUCGCAAAGAGUUCAUUUCAACGAGUUCACUAGCCUGUUGUUUGUACCAGAGCACAUAUAUCGUAACGUGUAAUAUUAGGGUGUGUUCGAUUGGGACGUUGGAAUUCAUUCAGAACUAUUUCUAAUAUUCGAGAAAAAAAAAACAUUUCAACUUAUUUUCGUGCUUGUAUCCAAUUACGGUUCAAGUACGCUAUCCUGGGCACACACCUCAUCUA
This is a messenger RNA of Gigantopelta aegis, 754 nucleotides long. RefSeq lists its product as uncharacterized. Lineage: Eukaryota; Metazoa; Mollusca; Gastropoda; Neomphalida; Peltospiridae. The record is from RefSeq and is a predicted model, not a curated record. The transcript has 5 exons. Bases 1 to 612 code for a protein of 203 amino acids.